This is a messenger RNA of Myripristis murdjan (pinecone soldierfish), 2179 nucleotides long. It is a transcript of the gene kcnip4a, whose product is annotated as potassium voltage-gated channel interacting protein 4a. Lineage: Eukaryota; Metazoa; Chordata; Actinopteri; Holocentriformes; Holocentridae. Gene Ontology annotation, cellular component: voltage-gated potassium channel complex. Bases 316 to 1044 code for a protein of 242 amino acids. Gene Ontology annotation, biological process: regulation of potassium ion transmembrane transport. The record is from RefSeq and is a predicted model, not a curated record. The transcript has 9 exons. Gene Ontology annotation, molecular function: potassium channel regulator activity; calcium ion binding.
UGUUUCACGUGUCGCUCUAUAGACGACCCCCACCCCCUGAUGCACGCUCCCGCGAAGACCACAGUGCACGAGCAGCAUUCCAGCGCUGUCUCCUCACACUGCGAAACUUGGAGUUGGAGGAGCAACAACUAGUAUCCACUGCUUGCUUGUAAGUCAGCGCUGGAGAAGGCAGCCGGUGGACCAAACGAGCGUGCCUCGACUGGACAAAACAAGAAAACCGACCCAACUUCGGAAAACUAUGGAUGCAAAGAGAGUGGAGACCAUUUCUGCCAGGGUGGACGCUGCUGUUUCUUCACCUGUAGUUGGGUGCCAGCCAUGUCUACACCGUCGAAGAGGACCCAGUGGAGGGAGGACCUGCAGCAUUUACGUAAAGAGCACGGCUUCUCCAAGAAAGUCCUUCUCAACUGCUGCCUGGUGCGGCGCAUCAUCACCUGGGCCUCCCCAAACCCCAAAGACAGUGUUGAGGAUGAGCUUGAACUCUCUGCAGUGCGUCAUCGUCCCGAGGGCCUGGAGCAACUGGAGGCGCAGACGCGUUUCUCCCGCAAGGAGCUACAGAUCCUUUACCGAGGCUUCAAGAAUGAAUGCCCCAGUGGAGUCGUCAACGAGGACACCUUUAAAGACAUCUAUGCGCAGUUCUUCCCACAAGGAGAUGCAUCGACAUAUGCACAUUUCCUGUUCAAUGCAUUUGACACAGAUCACAACGGGUCUGUGAGUUUUGAGGAUUUUGUCAUGGGCCUUUCAAUCCUUCUGCGAGGGACAGUCCAGGAAAAGCUCAACUGGGCUUUCAACCUCUAUGAUAUCAAUAAGGACGGAUAUAUAACUAAGGAGGAAAUGCUGGACAUCAUGAAGGCCAUCUACGACAUGAUGGGAAAAUGUACAUACCCUGUCCUCAAAGAGGAGACGCCUCGUCAGCAUGUGGAAAUAUUCUUUCAGAAGAUGGACAAGAACAAGGAUGGCGUUGUAACCAUAGACGAGUUCAUUGACUGCUGCCAAAAUGAUGAAAACAUCAUGAGAUCGAUGCACCUCUUUGAAAACGUUAUUUAACUCUUGACUGACCGUGGAAGCCGUCGAAACGACCGUCAUCUUUAGCUGACCUGGACUCAUACUGUGUACAGUGUGCUAUGCAGACUCAACAACUUUUGACCAUCGAUGAAACAUUGUCCACCGCAGAGGGCCACAAGUAGGACGUUAGACGUUGUGGCUCGAACACUCUGGAAUUACUUGCCUCUUGAACAUUUUAGCGCUUAAGUUGUCGUUUUGUCACGUAAAGAUUCACAGAGAGAUUCGCAAAAUGGAGAAAUAAAUUGAAUAUCAAUGUUGACUGUAUGUCUCUAGAGCCUCUUUUUGUUUGCCGAACACCGACCUGCAGGCGGUGUUAGCCUCACCAUCACCUGGGAAAUAAGAGUUCCACAUCAAAGUCAGUGUUUGGACUGCAGGCUGGUGUCGGGUACAGCUCAUUUAUUUAUUUAUUUUUUAUUAAAGAGUAAAAUCACUGUGACUUCAUCCAUCGAGAACCGCAUAGGAUACAAUAACUUCUCUUCAACAUAUCGGAUCAAAUCAUGCCACUCAUUUUAUACAUUGAAGAUCCUUUUUAAAUACAAAUCGGCUCACGAUUCCAGAGUGUUCUUUCCACAAUCUAGUGAACCACUGUGGUCUUUCCUCUGCUCUCCUAAGGAAGCGUUUCAAAAGAAGGCAAACAAACAAAAACAAAAAAAACAUUGUAUCAUUUUUAAAAGUGUAAAUACUAGAGAUAAUGCGAUACAUAAGAACUCUAUGAGAACCUUUUCGACUUUGUUCAUGUUUACUUGCCAACUAGAACGAGACAACACAAGGAUUGCAUUGAUGUCAAUUUGGACCACGAUAUCGAUGGUUUGUCAACAGAAGCACACCGGUAGCUGUAUUUACCACGAGUUUAAGAUUAGAAGAGGAUGUCUUUGUCAUAAGAGAAAUGCUGCUUUUAAUGUAUUUCAUUUACUCCUGUUCAUGUAUAUUCCCUGUAAAGACAUGAUGUAAACCAUCUAUCAGUAUGUUCUCAUUUGUUUUGAGGCGCUAUUUUGGAGUUUACACAGAGAGCGAUGUUUGAGUGUAUUUAUAUGGUAUUAUGGUCAUUGUACAAAGGAUUGUCAGGUGUACAGUAUUAAACAAAAAUUCACUUUGGGGUGAAUUUCAGGUCCUUGGA